Fonsecaea erecta is the source of this 1980-nucleotide messenger RNA. RefSeq lists its product as hypothetical. The record is from RefSeq and is a predicted model, not a curated record. Gene Ontology annotation, molecular function: histone deacetylase binding. Gene Ontology annotation, cellular component: Sin3-type complex. The coding region runs from base 1 to 1980 and encodes 659 amino acids. The transcript is spliced from 2 exons. NCBI's taxonomy places the organism in Eukaryota, Fungi, Ascomycota, Eurotiomycetes, Chaetothyriales, Herpotrichiellaceae. Gene Ontology annotation, biological process: negative regulation of transcription by RNA polymerase II.
AUGGACUCGGCGGCAGACUCCCUCCUUGCUCUUUCCAAUACCGCAGUAGCUUACGCUGCCAAAGACGGACACCUCUCCGACGACGAUCGCUCCAGCAGCCUCAGCGAGUUGGACGAUGACAUUGAAGAUGGCGACGAAGAAGAUCUCGAGGUUGCCGUCCCAACUGAGGUGGAUUCUGAGGCCGAGACUGAACGCCUGCAGGUCACUCCAGACAACCUAAACAGAAAAAAACCCCUCGAGAUCAGUCCAAGUAAACUAUCCCAGAGACAAGACGUUGACCUGCGACCAGAGAUAGAGAGUUUCACAGAGAGUCCUGUUUCGUCCCCAAUCUCCUCCCACCACGAGUCAGACCAUGAAGAGGGCCUAAGCGAUGGGCAGGAUGCAGACGAAGAUGCCCAGGAUGCCGCUGUUGUAGAUCCUGCAGCCUCCCCGAACAAGCGUAAAAGGGAAGAAAGCGAAUCAGAUGUCGAAGAGGCCCCCAGAUCACAGAGACGACGGACAGGUUCCGUUGAUACCGAAGAUGAGAAGUCUGAACCAGACACCGACGGCGAGGAAAAUGAGAGCCAUCAUUCCCGGGAAAACACUAUUGAACCCGAGGUCGAGGCGCCCGAGCAUGACGAAGAGGAGGUAGUGGAGCCUCAAAAAGAGCAGAAAGAAGCCGAAAAAGUCGACAGCAGUGAGGACUCCAAGGAGAAAAGCAAAAGCAGACCCCGUAGGAGAGCAAAGGACCCGGUCAUCCAGGAACUACAACACGAAGACGACGAGGACGCUGCGCACGCGGAAGACUCCGAAGUCGUCGAUGACAACGAUCUCGAGGCUGCAAUCAAAAGCGAAGAAGAGCAAGCCAAGCGACUGUCAGCCAUGGAAGCCCUGACUGCACUCGAGAGACAUUUUGCGACAUUGAGGGACCGGCUGUAUGACGAACGAAUUGCAGCUAUAAAUCAUGAACUGCAGUUAUUGUCAGAACCCAAGCCGGCUCACCCCGAACUGAUUCGCCAGGUCGAAGUGGUGCAGAAAUACCGGGAUGAGAAGUAUGAGAUCGAGCAAAAGCUGCUGGUCUACAAGAUCGGAGCCCUGAAGAACAAGGCCGUCGCGGAGCGAAGUCAGAUUCACAGCCAAUAUUUUCAAACGGUCAGAGACAUUCGAGAAAGACAUCUUGAACGCCUUAGCGAACACUUUUACCGGAUUCAACGAGACAGAUUCAAAGCCGACUCGUCAGUACCCAGUUUCAGCAUACCUUUCCCAGAACGGAGGUCGCAGCAGAUCUUACAGCAAACAGCCUACAAUAAAGAGGUUUCGAUCUUAGCAGGGGUCGCCAAAUACGUCGGCUUUCCCGCUGCACCCGAGUUGGCCGCAUCAAGGCAGAAGGACAUAGAGGAUGACAUCCAGAAGAUGGGGAUUUCACAGAGUCAGAUUCGGGCUGGCAGACCCAGUCGACGCCCAGCAGCUCAAUCACAGAUAUCAGGACCCCAAGCAGAAGAGCAGUUUCUCGAGCAAACACCGUGGGCGAAUCCUCAGCAUCCUAUCCAUCGCCUCAGUCGACAAAAUUCCAAUCGCUCUCCGAUGAGCGAAUUCCUUACCCCAGCGAAUCAACAACGUAACAUGACCGACGGGCUUCAACCUCCGGGCGGUUCAGCAUCUACUAUCGUUGACCCUUCUGCUUCCGCACCUGUAUCUUCCGCAGUCAACACACCUCAUGACGGACAAAGCAGCGCGGCCAAAAUCGAGGCGCAAGCUGGUGGAGGGUCGUCCGGGCUGCAGAACUAUCGCAUGCACUCAGCAAGUCCCCUAGACAUGCGGCGUCAACCCGCUCCAGUCGACAGCUCCGAUGUGCAACGUCAGGAAGGGAGGGAGAAAGAUAUCAUUGGCAAUGGACGAGAUAUGGCUUCUUCGCCCCUCACUUCCCGGGCCUACCUCAACGCAACGGGGCCCCGAGCUCCUGCCAUCACGGCGGGGACCGGGAGGUUUAGCGUGCGCUGA